Molecule: messenger RNA, 597 nt
Organism: Lycium barbarum (goji berry)
Lineage: Eukaryota; Viridiplantae; Streptophyta; Magnoliopsida; Solanales; Solanaceae
Product: dof zinc finger protein DOF3.5-like
Exons: 1
Coding region: 1-597 (198 amino acids)
Biological process (GO): regulation of DNA-templated transcription
Molecular function (GO): DNA binding; DNA-binding transcription factor activity
Source: RefSeq, a predicted model, not a curated record
AUGGAAAGAGGGAUAUGGAAACCCAAUGCUGAGUUAGCCCCAACAUGCCCUCGUUGUGGUUCCACAAAUACAAAAUUUUGUUACUAUAACAACUAUAGUUUGACACAACCUAGAUAUUUUUGCAAAGGUUGUAGAAGGUAUUGGACUAAAGGUGGUUCUUUAAGUAAUGUUCCUGUUGGUGGUGGCUGCAGAAAAAGCAGGAGAGGUAAGUCUUCUUCUAGUACAAUUCAUCAUCAACAACAUGGCCUUAUUUCAAGAAAUUUGGGACAUGAAGUUGUUUUAAAUCCCUCUAAUAUUUAUCAUCAUCGAUCCACUAGUAAUUCAUUGGAUCAUGAUCAUCACGGUUCAAGCAUUGAUCUUGCUUUAGUCUAUGUAAAUUUCUUGAAUAGUAAUAAUUCCAAGGCAUCACAACCGGAGGGCCACCAGAAUCUUGAACUGCCUUCUAAUGAUGAUUUAAUAUUGCCUAAUGAUCGUCAUCAUCAAGAAGCAGUGCUUGUCACUCCACCAUUCGAGUUUUCAAGCAUGAUAAACAUGAAGUUCAUGACUAGCAAUUUAGGCCAAGAAUCGCGAUUAAUUUGCGAUGGUGAUGGUGUUUAA